GUGAUGCGUUCUCUGUGUGUUGUCGUCCCACGCUGCUGGCGUCUGUUUCCUUUCGCCGAUCAUCGUCAGAUCGCCGUCAGCUGAUGAUGGGCAUCGCUAGCAACUCCAAUCGAGGCCCAUGUUCACAACUGGCACUACGUGCGCACAUCUUCAUCCCGCGCCCCAGGAUGGACCGAGGGCGACACCGACCUGACCUAAUCUGAUCGACGAUAUCUGCAACGUCUUCUCCGAAAGCUGUAUAGGUCGUCAUCAGCAAUAUCUCUCAGGGAGGUCCAAAGGCCUUCAGAAGGUGCACUCAGCCACCGUCACGGGUGAUCUCUAGGACACAAUGUCUUCCUCCCGGGACGCCCAAAAACAGCACCACGCCGUUGCUGAAGACCGCUACCAGGCACCGUUUGCAUGGGCGUCGCGCAAGCGGUCAGAUUCGCAGGUAGUUACGGAGGAUCCUCUUUCUGACGCUGAGCAGGACCAUGCCCAAGCAUCUGAUGAGCCCCAAGCACCAGAGGCCACCUGCGACGAAGUUAUGCCAUCAUCGCCCUACUUUGACGACAAAGAAGCAGCAGAGGCCGUCGCGUGGAUAAGGUCGGGUGCUGCGCCAAAGGGGACUGGCACACCCGCCGACGACGAGCCCUCUGUCCCCUCGGACUACUUUCAAGAUGGCGGAUGCGAAGACGACGAUAGUGCUGGUAUCAGUAUUAUGGGAAAGAAACGUCGCGACAGUCAGGUCGGCAGCUACGAUGGCGGAGGAAGCAUUUUCGAUGGGCCAAGUGCCGGAGCGAUUCCUAGCAGCAUGAGCUCCAUGCGUCGCACCUACGCACGCCCCGAACUCUCGGCCCGCGCAUCUUCCUCAUUAGCGCGGCGCCGCAUCUCGCGCGAAUUUUCGAGGUCUCCAUCAGCCCAUCGGGGUGCCAGCGGGAGAGCCCGGAAGACAUCCAUAGACUCGGUCAAUUCGCAGGCAGUGUCUAUUGGUGCAAGCGACGGAAUGGUGGACAAUUUCGAGCCGGGCGAUGCAGGGGACAACGAACAUGCAGGCCCGUCAUCUUUGAGGCGAGUCCGCACGAGUAGCUUCACGAGCAACCGGUCAAACCGAUCUGCAGGUGGUAUGUCCAUGGGCUUCGGGCGCAAGCGGCGUGUAGAACCGCGCGACGAGUUCCACCACGGCUCGCACACGCAGUCUAAAGGCAUCCUAGGCUCCAUCAUCUCCAGCCUUCGGGGUAGCGGGCACGACAAUGCAGAUGAGCAGGACGGCGGCGAGAUGCCGAGCUUCGGAAGGAGAACCAGCAUUUCUUCCAACCUCUCUCCAACCUCAAGACGCUCAGCCCGGAGCGGAAACGAUGAACGCGACUCGGGAGAACGCUACUCAGACUCGGACUCGGACGGCUACGGGCUCACCAUGGAUGAUGACGAAGACGACGACCUUGGGGUGCGAUCCGCGUCAUCCUCGGAUGAUGGUGAUACGCGCGACGGAGGCCUGCUGCCGUCUGCUUUUGGGACACUGAGUGGCGCAGUCGACCCUGUCUUCGGAGACAGCCGGUACACGAUCGAACACCUACCCGAGGACGAUCUCGCAGAGCAGGCGCUUGAAGAAAAUGCCAAUGCAGCUGGCGGCUUCAGUGGAUUUGGAGGAGGUACAAGUGGCAUCCGUGGGCUUGGUCGAAGUGUGGGCGAAGCGGAUGUCGAAGCAUAUGCUGCCGAUCCACUACUGCAGGCAAAGGCGGAUGAGGAAGCGGCACGGGCGAGGGAGAAUUUGGCGUAUCUCGAUAAGUCAUCUUGCAGCCGUCAGCAGGUCUACCUCGCCGAGGAAGAUACGCUGAUCCGCUUCACUGGAUAUCGAAUCAUCACGUCCCGUCGGCUCGCGUACAUCACCUUAUGCAUCCUCACACUUGGCAUCGUCUACCUCGUCAUGCGAUGGCUGCCGCGCCUACGUCUCAAGUGGCUGUGCAAGGAAGCGGAGUUCGCAAUCGAUGCGGAUUUUGUCGUCGUGGAGAACCAGUGGGGCGACUUAUUCGAGGCCAAGAUCGAGACGGUGCCGUUCGCCAGGCCACUCGCGGCCGUCUUUCCGCAUUGCACGAGCAAAGACCCCGCCUCGACGCAGGCAGAGUACCAGGCGCAUGUCGCCUUGCACAGCCAAGUGACCAGCAAGAACGUAUCGGCGGCUAGCAGCUUGCGCAAAGGCAAGGCUGGUGCAGGGCUUCCAAUGAAUACAGGCAGCGAAGCUGGCGCACUCGAGCAUCACAUCAAUGCACUUUCUGGCGUCGAAGCUGAACAACUUAUGGAACUUUCGUAUCUGGAAUACCGCUACACGCGCUUUGCGCUCCACCCUCCGACAGGCCGGUUCAGAAUGAUCAAGGAUUGGCGGGACCCGACAUGGACCUCCGUCUCUGCCGUCUCCUUGGGUGUUCCCUGGGACGGAGAGAAGGAUCGCAAGACGCUUUUCGGCGCGAACGUCAUCGACAUCGCCGCAAAGUCGUCCUGGACCCUCCUCGUGGAUGAGGUCCUGCAUCCUUUCUACAUGUUCCAAAUUGUCAGCAUCGUCCUAUGGAGUUUCGACAACUAUUACUACUACGCAUUCUGCAUCGCGCUCAUCUCCAUUGUCUCCAUCCUGACGACGCUACUCGAGACGAUGUCCACGAUUCAGCGCAUGCGGGAGAUGAGCAGAUUCUCGUGCGCAGUACGCGUACUCAGGGAGGGACAAUGGAUGGCUUGCGACAGUAGCCAGCUUGUCCCGGGAGACGUCUAUGACGUUGCAGAAUCAGGACUGCUCCUCUUUCCUGCGGACAGCGUGCUUCUCACCGGCGACGCGAUCGUCAAUGAAAGCAUGCUCACCGGAGAAAGUGUCCCAGUUUCGAAGGUACCUAUCACAGAUUCCAUGAUGGCCAGCUUGCAUAGGCCCGGCAGCGAGAUCAGUGCGGACCUAGCCAAACAUUUCCUAUUUGGUGGCACCCGCAUCAUCCGUAUCCGCGGCACCAACGGACUUGUGCCUGACACAAGCGAGUCUGGGGCGAAAGCGAUGGUUGUGCGUACGGGCUUUGACACCACGAAGGGCGCACUCAUCCGCAGCAUGCUCUUCCCCAAACCCAUGGGCUUCAAAUUCUACCGCGACUCUUUCCGGUUUAUUGGCUUUCUCGCUGGCAUCGCCUGUAUAGGCUUUCUCGUGAGCGCGGCCAACUUUGUUCAAAUCGGGAUCGCGUGGCACACCAUUGUAGUGCGUGCGCUCGACCUUAUCACCGUCGUCGUUCCACCUGCUCUCCCAGCGACAAUGAGUGUCGGCACUGCAUUUGCCAUCCAGCGCCUGCGUAAGAAUGGCAUCUUCUGCAUCUCACCGAACAGGGUCAACAUUGGUGGCAAAGUCAACGUCUUCUGCUUCGACAAGACUGGUACGCUCACUGCGGAUGGUCUCGACGUCUUGGGAACGCGCACAAUCGAUUUGCGUGGAAAGCGUUUCUCUGAAUUACAUGAGACGGUCGAAGAGAUGCCAGUCAACACAGGUGCCCCCAAGGAAGACACGGAUGCCCGGAAAUUGCCGCUUUUGUAUGCACUUGCGACGUGCCACAGCCUCAAGGUUGUCGAUGGCGAGGUGAUCGGAGACCCGCUCGAUGUCAAGAUGUUCGAGUACACCGGCUGGACGCUGGAUGAGGGCAAGGACCGAAUGGCCAAGGCCACCACAAAGACCGGAACAGCCAAGGAUGGCAAGAGCCGACUGACCGACCGACCCCCUGCGCUCGUCCAGACGGUCGUCCGGCCGCCUGGUGGCCAGGCCUUCGAAAUCGAAGACGCAAUGAAGCCUGGCAAACAUGCGCACUUUCUGGAGCUGGGGGUUUUGCGAACGUUUGAAUUCGUUUCACAUCUCCGAAGAAUGAGUGUCGUAGUCAAGCGCCUCAAAUCCGAGUCUAUGGAGGUCUUUGUCAAGGGUGCACCCGAGGUGAUGACCGACAUUUGCAUUCCUGAGUCCUUCCCAGCCGACUAUGACGACUUGCUGGCAUACUACACGAAGCAUGGUUACCGCGUCAUUGCAUGUGCCGGGAAGAGUAUGCCCCGCAUGAGCUGGAUCAAGGCUCAGCGUCUGAGGAGAGAGCAAGCCGAGAGCGGGCUCAGGUUUCUCGGGCUGAUCAUCUUCGAAAACAAGAUCAAGGAGGGUACGCCGCCGGCGAUCGAGGCCCUGCGCGAAGCGAGUAUCAUCUGCAAGAUGGUCACUGGUGAUAACCCACGAACUGCGAUCAGUGUCGCUAGGGAGUGCGGCAUGGUGGGACAAUCGGCUCAAGUGUUCAUUCCCAACUUUCUGGAAGGCAACGCCAAGGACGCCCGCUCCACGCUGGAGUGGUUCAGCGUUGACGACGAGCGGAUCAAUCUGGACUCGCACUCUCUGAAGCCGAUUGUGGUGGAUCCGCACGUUUAUGACUUUGAGGAGUUCGAGCUGCAGGACUACCAGCUGGCGUUAACCGGCGAGGUUUUCCGGUGGAUGGUCGACUUUGCGCCAAUCGACACGCUGCGGCGGAUGCUGAUCAAGGGCACGAUCUUCGCGAGAAUGUCGCCGGACGAGAAGCACGAACUAAUCGAGCGGCUGCAGGCGCUCGGCUACACGGUUGGCAUGUGCGGGGACGGCGCGAACGAUUGCGGCGCGCUCAAGGCGGCGGACAUUGGCAUAUCGCUCUCUGAGGCCGAGGCUUCGGUCGCUGCGCCGUUCACGUCACGCUCGCCGGACAUAUCGUGCGUGAUCGAAGUGAUCAAGGAAGGGCGCGCGGCGCUGGUGACGUCGUUCAGCUGCUUCAAGUACAUGGCGCUAUACUCGCUGAUCCAGUUCACCAGCAUCACGAUCCUCUACAGCUUUGCGAGCAGCCUGGGUGAUUUCCAGUUCCUGUACAUCGACCUAUUCAUCAUCCUCCCCGUCGCGGUGGCGAUGGCGCGGACGCUUCCGUUCCCGCAGAUUCACCCGAAGCGGCCGACGGCGAACCUAGUGUCCAAGAAGGUGCUCGUGUCCAUGGUCGGGCAGGUGCUUAUCUGCUCUGUCGCACAGCUGUUCGUGUUCUACUACGUGCGCAAGCAGCCAUGGUACAUGCCCGCGCCGAUUGACCCGGACGAGCUGAACGUGGUGAACCCGGAGAACUCAGCGCUGUUCUUCGUGUCAUCGUUCCAGUACAUCCUCGUCGCGGCUGUGUUCAGCGUCGGAGCGCCGUACCGCAAGCCGAUGUACACCAAUCCGAUGCUGGUCAUCUCGCUGACGGCAUUGACCGCUUUCUCCCUGUACUGCCUCUUCUCGACGUCAGGCUAUGUGUUCGACCUGCUGGGCCUAGUCACGUUCCCGCCUUCGUUCCACUGGUUGCUGUUUGGCGUCGUGCUGCUUAACACGGGCGUGUCGUUCGCGUUCGAGUCGUGGGCGAUCCGCCCGACGAUCCGCGCGCUCAAGGCGCUUCAGCGCGCUUACAUGCGUGUCCGCUACGGCCGCGACGGCUGGCGCACACGGCACCGCAGCCAUGAUAGCAAGCUGUACAAGGCUGUCGCCGCUGGCAUGGCCAGGGACGGCCAAGCGUGAGGCGGGCUGUGUGUACACGCAUGACAUACAUACACGCAUACAUACACGUAUACAUACAUAGAUAUAUACAUAAAUAAAU
Molecule: messenger RNA, 5609 nt
Organism: Tilletiaria anomala UBC 951
Lineage: Eukaryota; Fungi; Basidiomycota; Exobasidiomycetes; Georgefischeriales; Tilletiariaceae
Exons: 5
Coding region: 329-5530 (1733 amino acids)
Biological process (GO): intracellular calcium ion homeostasis
Cellular component (GO): membrane
Molecular function (GO): P-type ion transporter activity; ATP binding; ATP hydrolysis activity
Source: RefSeq, a predicted model, not a curated record